Pseudogymnoascus verrucosus is the source of this 1613-nucleotide messenger RNA. It is a transcript of the gene HEM2, whose product is annotated as Aminolevulinate dehydratase. Gene Ontology annotation, cellular component: cytosol. The coding region runs from base 75 to 1337 and encodes 420 amino acids. The transcript is spliced from 2 exons. The record is from RefSeq and is a predicted model, not a curated record. Gene Ontology annotation, molecular function: porphobilinogen synthase activity; zinc ion binding. Lineage: Eukaryota; Fungi; Ascomycota; Leotiomycetes; Thelebolales; Thelebolaceae. Gene Ontology annotation, biological process: heme biosynthetic process.
CUCGCCGUCCAGCCGCCUGUAACCCCCAUGAGUGCGGCUGUCACCGACGAACAUUUUUCGCCAUCACUCCAUGCAUGUUCGCUGACUUCUUUCUAAACUCCACGCUUUCCGGAGUCUUUGCAAAGUUCUUUCCUGAUACCUUCACUGUUGCACUCGCUCGUCGAAUUCGCGCUAUCACCAUGUCGUUCUCCAGCCUCGUUCAAGAUUUGUCGUUCAGGGACGCCAAUGAUGAGAGACGCCCUCCCCGCGCUCCUCUCUCUACCUCUUCUACCAUUGAUGACCGGAGAUCGCACGUCUCCAGGGCGAUGUCAUACGCCAGCACCAGCGCAACCAGCGUCAGCAUUUCUGGAGACAUCUCCAGUCAAUUGCAUGGCGGAUACUCUCACCCCCUUGCCCGCUCAUGGCAAGCCGAGAGACAAUUGACAAAGUCAAUGCUCAUCUACCCUCUCUUCGUAUCCGACCAGGACGACGAAGAAUCCAUCAUCCCCUCCCUCCCCGACCAACACCGCCGCGGCAUCAACAAACUCGUCCCCCACCUCGAGCCCCUCAUCCGCAAAGGCCUCAAAUCCGUGAUCCUCUUCGGCGUCCCUCUCGCCCCAGGCUCCAAAGAUGCCCUCGGUACCUCCGCCGACGACCCAAAAGGCCCCGUCAUGGCCGCCAUCCGUCUCCUCCGCCAGCGCUUCCCCCAGCUCUUCAUCACCGUCGACGUCUGCCUCUGCGAAUACACAUCUCACGGCCACUGCGGUAUCCUGCGCGAUGACGGCAGCUUGAACAACCAGUUGUCUGUUGACCGUAUCUCUGAUGUCGCUGUUGCCUACGCCCAGGCCGGCGCUCACUGCGUCGCUCCGUCAGACAUGAACGAUGGCCGCAUCCGUGCUAUCAAGCUCAAGCUCAUCGAAGAGGGUAUUGCCCACAGAGUUGUCUUGAUGUCUUACGCCGCCAAGUUCUCCGGCUGCUUAUACGGACCCUUCCGCGACGCAGCUGGAUCCGUCCCGUCGUUCGGAGACAGGAAGUGCUACCAGCUCCCUCACGGAGGACGCGGGUUGGCUCGUCGGGCGAUGCACAGAGAUAUUGCGGAGGGGGCGGACAUCAUUAUGGUUAAGCCUGCUGGGCAGUACCUCGAUAUCAUUAGCGAUGCUAAGGAAAUCGGAAAGGAUAUGCCAGUCGCUGCGUACCAGGUCAGUGGCGAAUUCGCCAUGAUCCACGCAGCUGCCAAGGCGGGCGUGUUUGAUUUGAAGGCUAUGGCAUUUGAGUCUACGGAGGGAAUUUUGAGGGCUGGUGCUACGAUUGUUGUGUCGUACUUCACUCCUCGCUUCUUGGACUGGCUGGAGUCUUAGAUCCAUGCUAGAGUCUGUCCGGCGUGGUUUGUUGAUUGCAUGAAAGUUUUGGCGAAGGCGUUUUGGGGGGUAUCUGUGAGCGGUGGGAUGUAUAUAUGGGUAUAUGAUGGGUCAUGUCUGCGAACUGUAUUUAUGGUUACGAGUCUCAACUCCAAAAAACAAAAGAGCUAGGCAAAUGUUAGAUUGCUGGAUGCGAUAGAUAGCGUUGCUUUGGAAGCUAAUGGUAUAUAUUUACAACCGAUGGGAAUAAAUAGAUAUAAUCUUUUCUGGUUUCAC